GGGAGUGCUACGCCCGCCAGAGGACCCCGUCGGCCUAGCCUGACCCAGCCCGGCGGAACACGGCGGAACGCCACGGCGCCUUUCUCCGCCACGCCCUGACUUGGCUCAAUAGAACGGAAUCCGCGUGCAGAAAAGCACGCCGCAUGUUUUAAUUGCAAUUAUUCUAAUUAGACGGCUAGACGAGUAUUGCUCCCUUCGUUCGCGGCCUCAUGCUCACGACGGCCCACCCCGCCCCGCCCCGCCCUAUCCCGCCGCGCCCUGCCCUACCCCACCACACCCAGCCGCCCCACAGGCAGGCAGGCACAUCGGCCGACAGUUCGCAGCGCUCGCUUCGCCCGCUUCGCCGGCCGGUCGGCGCACUACUCCUCACGGCAAGACGGGCAAGACAGUCCUCGCGCACGCACCGGGCACCGCCACAGUCACCGCCAUGGCCCCCAGGAAGCAGGUCCAGGUGCAGUCCCCGGACGUGGAGUACGGCGAGGAGGCCAUCCUGGCGCGGGUCCAGUACGAGACGGCCCUCUGCCAGCGUGACGGCGACGCUGUGGUGGUGACGCCGAAGCGGCGGCGGCUGGAGGUGCGCACGGUGCGGCGGCCACACCGCGUGGGCGCCAUGCUGGUGGGCUGGGGCGGCAACAACGGCACCACGCUGACGGCCGCCUUGCUAGCGAACCGCGCGGGCCUGCGCUGGGAGACGCGCGAGGGCGAGCGGCGCGCCGACUGGCUGGGCUCGCUCACGCAGAGCGCCACCCUCAAGCUGGGCAUGGACGCGGAGGGCCGUGACGUCUGGGUGCCGCUCAACACCAUGGUGCCCAUGGUGGACCCCGACGACCUGGAGGUGGACGGCUGGGACAUCUCGGGGCUCAACCUGGAGGACGCCGCGCGCCGCAACCGCGUCCUCGACGUGGAGGUGCAGCGCGCCCUGGCGGCGCAGCUGCGCGAGCUCAAGCCGCGGCCCGCCGCCUUCAACGCGGCCUUCGUGGCGGCCAACCAGCAGGAGCGCGCCGACAACCUCCUGGCCGGCACCACGGCCCAGCAGCUGCAGCGACUCCGCGAGGACAUCCGCGACUUCAAGCAGCGCAAGGCCCUGGACAUGGUGGUGGUGGUGUGGACGGCCAACACGGAGCGCUUCAGCGAGGUUCGGCCGGGCCUCAACGACACCGCCGACAACCUGCUCGCCGCCAUCGACCGCGGCGACGCGGAGGUGUCCUCGUCCACGCUGUACGCCGUGGCCAGCGUCCUGGAGGGCUGCACGUUCAUCAACGGCUCGCCGCAAAACACGUUCGUGCCGGGCUGCGUGGAGCUGGCGCAGCGGCACGGCACCCACAUCGUCGGCGACGACCUCAAGACCGGCCAGACCAAGCUCAAGUCCGUCCUGGUGGACUUCCUGGUGGGCGCCGGCAUCAAGCCCACCUCCAUCGUGAGCUACAACCACCUGGGCAACAACGACGGCAGGAACCUGUCCGCGCCCCACACCUUCCAGUCCAAGGAGAUCUCCAAGAGGAACGUGGUCGACGACGUCGUGGAGUCCAACUCGCUGCUGUACGCGCCCGGCGAGCACCCCGACCACGUGGUGGUCAUCAAGUACGUGCCCUACGUGGGCGACAGCAAGCGCGCCAUGGACGAGUACACGUCGGAGCUGCUGUUCGGCGGCCGCCACACCCUGGCCAUCCACAACACGUGCGAAGACUCGCUGCUCGCCGCGCCCCUGCUCCUGGACCUCGUGGUCCUGGCCGAGUUCUGCUCGCGGGUGUCCUUCCGCGCGCACGGCAGCCAGGAGGACUUCGUGCCGUUCCACUCCGUGCUGGGCCUGCUCAGCUACCUCGUCAAGGCGCCCCUGGUGCCCAAGGAUACCCCCGUCGUCAACUCGCUGUUCCGGCAGCGCGCUUGCAUCGAGAACGUGCUGCGGGCGUGCGUGGGCCUCGCCCCGGACAGCAACCUGCUGCUGGAGCACAAGCUGUCCACCGACAUCUUCAGCGACUAGGCGCAGCGUCACCGGAGGUGUUUUAUUUUCUUGUGACCUCCCCUUUCCCCACCCCGUCUGCGUAUUCCACGAGAGCGGUGGCGUGGAACACGCACGACGCCGCGCCAACAUUGCCCAGACGCCGGCACUACCCCCCGUGUCUGUACGCCGUGCGGCCGAGCGUGGGGUAGCGCCGCGGGGUAGCGUCGCGGCCCGGGACUCAACCAGGACCAAACGGACCAAAUGGCGCCAAAUCGGACAAGAGCAGAGGCCCUCGGGCUAAGGACUAAAUGCUGGCCUAAAUGCUGGCCUGUGCUGGCCGACGGCUUUCUGUCAAUUCACACACAUCCCCCUCAUUAUUUUUCUUACCCGCCAUUGCUAGCAAUGCACAGUUGUACAUUUGUUCCGAACGAGGUAUUGGAUGCGGUAGCACUGUCCUAUCUACCAGAGCGAAAAAAUAAAAGACAUGUAGAACGUAGCCGGUAUUGAAAUGCUUUAGCCGUGUGUAGCGAUGCAGUAGAAUGAUGUACAGUGUGGAGGAACGAGCACAACAGCCACAACUUGCACGGCUGUGAAGCUCGAAUGCAUGUAAACUUCUGUAAUAUUGUUGUAUCGCAAUAAAAAGCGAAGAUUCGUAAA
Molecule: messenger RNA, 2599 nt
Organism: Thrips palmi
Lineage: Eukaryota; Metazoa; Arthropoda; Insecta; Thysanoptera; Thripidae
Gene: Inos
Product: inositol-3-phosphate synthase 1
Exons: 5
Coding region: 428-1981 (517 amino acids)
Biological process (GO): phospholipid biosynthetic process; inositol biosynthetic process
Cellular component (GO): cytoplasm
Molecular function (GO): inositol-3-phosphate synthase activity
Source: RefSeq, a predicted model, not a curated record